AUGCAUGUUCCCGAAUUUCCUCGGUUAGAUAUCGAUGAUCUAAAACACCUCGUUGGUCCCUACCAUCUAUAUUUAGGUCCAUCAUAUAUACAAGACAAAUUACAAAGAGAGGAACUUAAUGUUUUAGAAAUUGAUGAGUUAAGAGAAGAACCUAAUUUCUUACGUUUUAGAAUCUACUCUAGAUUUAGAAAUGCCACUAAAUAUAUGCUGUGGUUGGCAUACGAGGAGCCACUUAAUCAAGACAAUCCUCCAUUUUUUUACCAUUACUGCACAUGUCCAUCCGGUACGAGAACUUUAAGUACUUGCGCACAUAUUGCAACAAUUUUAUGCUUUUUUGGAUAUGCUAGACACCACAAUAAUAUUAAAUUUCCACAAACACGUCUUCUUAAUUGUAUAGACGAUGCAGUGCACCGAUUGCUACCAGAAAAUAUCGAUCUCGAUCCCAUAAUAGAAGAUAAUAAUUAA
Molecule: messenger RNA, 465 nt
Organism: Psylliodes chrysocephalus
Lineage: Eukaryota; Metazoa; Arthropoda; Insecta; Coleoptera; Chrysomelidae
Source: the annotation of a GenBank genome assembly